GACGUAACAGUGUGUUUCUUCCUUUUUCGGAUGAGAAAACAGAAAGAUGCAAUUACAGGACAUCUCAAAUCAAUGUUACAGUCAGCAUGUGAAGCUCUUAAAUAAAGAUCUAUCUUAUGAUAUAGCAACUUGUAUCUCAGUUAGAUGAAGCUACAGGGAUAAAAAGGUAUAGGAUCCUCAUGAAAUAAUGUCACAUGUUAUGCUUCUACCGAAAACCCACUUGGAGACACACACAUUCUCUCUCCCCCUCUAUCAUAUAAGCGAAGGGAGCCUUUAACUCACUGGAUAGUUUUACAUUGCUUUUCCACUCUCAAAUUUGCAAGUAGCCAGCAUGCAACUCACAAGCUCAUUCAAGCUAAAUUUCCUCAAACAAAUGCUCCUGGGGUUUCAGCUAUCAGCUGUUUCAUCCAACAAUAUGAGCUUCCAUGAGAGAAAAAAGGCCAUCAAGCUCUCAGCUGACGCUGCGAUAGCCUUUGCCAGAGGCAGAACGAGAUGGUCACAGGGUCUCAUCACAAACCUUUCCAAGAAUGAGAAGAACAAGGACGUACUAAAAGGUCUCCUAGGAAGGGAGUAUGAUGAGUUAAGCAAACCAUGCUGCAACUCAUGGAAGAUCCCUAGAUCCAAGAAGAUACUCAGGAGGUGCUUAAGGAUGUCCUCGACAAGGAAAAUGGCAGGAAGAGCACAGCAUGAUGUUGGUAAAAGUAUCCUGGCAAAGACAUUGGCUAAGAAGAGGAUCCAAGUGCUUAAAAAGCUUGUACCUGGAGGUGAGUCUAUGGAUGGCUUCUCCUUAUUAGAUGAAACUUUGGACUAUGCUAUGUCUCUAAAAGCUCAGGUUGACGGAAUGCGAUGCGUUUUGAGAACUUCAGAAGCCUUGAAUUUCAAAGCCCACCAAGAUUCCACAAUGCAAGUAAAGCAGCCAUCAUUUGUGGGCGAAUGAAAGCUUGAAUUUCACAGCCAUCUUUGAAGGCUUCGUGAAGCCUCUAGUGCACCAUGCAAGUAUGUUUUCUGUUAAGAAAGAAAAUUAGAAGCUAUGUUGGCCAUCUUUUAUCUUGUAUUCUAGAGUUGCAGCAAAAUCUUAAAUGCCAUCCAAAUUAAUGUUUGAGGUUGUAUAGCAGUUCAGAAGUGUAUUUAGAGAGAGGGGUUAAGGUAAUCUGGAGUACAUUUCUGGGUGUAGGUGUCACUUGCUGAUGUAAUUAUGUUGACAUAUAAUAGCUACCAGAGUAUGAAUCCUAGUGAUAACAAGAAAAAACAUUUCCAGUA
Zingiber officinale is the source of this 1260-nucleotide messenger RNA. RefSeq names its product transcription factor IBH1-like 1. The record is from RefSeq and is a predicted model, not a curated record. Lineage: Eukaryota; Viridiplantae; Streptophyta; Magnoliopsida; Zingiberales; Zingiberaceae. The transcript has 2 exons. Gene Ontology annotation, biological process: regulation of DNA-templated transcription. The coding region runs from base 332 to 937 and encodes 201 amino acids.